Molecule: messenger RNA, 1187 nt
Organism: Drosophila willistoni
Lineage: Eukaryota; Metazoa; Arthropoda; Insecta; Diptera; Drosophilidae
Gene: eIF2beta
Product: eukaryotic translation initiation factor 2 subunit 2
Exons: 3
Coding region: 145-1110 (321 amino acids)
Biological process (GO): translational initiation; formation of cytoplasmic translation initiation complex; formation of translation preinitiation complex
Cellular component (GO): eukaryotic translation initiation factor 2 complex
Molecular function (GO): translation initiation factor activity; translation initiation factor binding; mRNA binding
Source: RefSeq, a predicted model, not a curated record
AACGCUACCGGCCUGACGAACAUUGCCUUGCUGUCACUAAAAUUGUUUAAUGUUACUAAUUUUCUGAUGCAAUAUCAAAAUCUAAAUUAAACCAAAUUGUCAGCAAGUGAAAGUGUAUUUCCCCUAUACUAUAAUAAACUCAUCAUGGACGCAGAAGAUGGCUUUGAUCCCACUUUACUGAAAAAGAAGAAGAAGAAGAAGACCACUUUCGAUUUGGAUGCGGCUUUGGGCCUAGAUGGCGAAGUUGGUAAGAAGGAUGAUGCUAAGGAUGAGUCCUUAGCGGAUGCAGGAGCCGCCGACCUGGAUGACAAUUUGGAAUUAGAUUUGGAGAGUUUCGGCAAAAAGAAGAAGAAAAAGAAGAAGCCUUUCAAUCUGGAUGACCUGGAAGGAGCACUGCCACAAGACGGGGCUGAAGAUGGCAAUAAUGUUGCUGGCACAGCAGCCAUCGAUGAGCCCGAAGAGGAGGAAAUCAAUUUGGACAUGGACUUUUCCAUGGCGAGAAAGAAGAAGAAGAGCAAAAAGAAGGAUCUCGAUGAGCUGUUUGCCGACAAAUUGGGAGAUGACAAAAAUGAAGACAAAGAGAAUGUCGAGGAUAAUAGUUCAACCUGGGCUGGUUCGGAUCGGGACUACACAUACGAUGAGCUACUGAAACGUGUCUUUGAGAUCAUAUUGGACAAGAAUCCCGAUAUGGCUGCCGGUCGAAAACCCAAAUUUGUUAUGCGUCCACCUCAAGUGCUUCGUGUGGGUACCAAGAAAACCUCAUUUGCCAAUUUCAUGGAUAUUGCAAAAACAUUGCAUCGUCUGCCUAAACAUUUACUUGACUUUCUAUUGGCCGAAUUGGGUACAAGUGGCUCAAUGGACGGCAACCAGCAGCUAAUCAUCAAGGGUCGUUUCCAGCCCAAACAAAUUGAGAAUGUGUUGCGUCGCUACAUCAAGGAAUAUGUCACCUGCCACACAUGCCGCUCCCCAGAAACGAUAUUGCAGAAGGACACCCGCCUUUUCUUCCUGCAGUGCGAAUCCUGCGGUUCCAGAUGCUCAGUGGCGAGCAUCAAGUCUGGUUUCCAAGCUGUCACCGGCAAACGUGCCGCCAUACGAGCAAAAACUACUUAAGCUAAACAACCAACAACUUGAUUUAACACUUUUUUUCGAUUUUUUAUUCAAUAUAAAAAAUAACCACUUAAAACUAA